This is a messenger RNA of Dacryopinax primogenitus, 879 nucleotides long. Its product is annotated as putative NADP-dependent mannitol dehydrogenase. Bases 112 to 879 code for a protein of 255 amino acids. NCBI's taxonomy places the organism in Eukaryota, Fungi, Basidiomycota, Dacrymycetes, Dacrymycetales, Dacrymycetaceae. The transcript is spliced from 7 exons. Gene Ontology annotation, cellular component: intracellular anatomical structure. The record is from RefSeq and is a predicted model, not a curated record. Gene Ontology annotation, molecular function: oxidoreductase activity, acting on NAD(P)H, oxygen as acceptor.
ACCGGAUACAAUGCUUCGGAGAGGCAACGACGGAAUUGCACACGCUCACGCUCCACCUUUUCCUUGAAACCUGUUCUCCAUUCGAACGGGAAAAAAAAACAGCAACGAAGCAUGCCUUUCGAGCUUGAGCUUCCGUCUAAGUCAUUCGUCGUGACUGGUGGUAACCGGGGCAUUGGUUACGCAAUCUCUCGAGCGAUUGCGCAAGCUGGCGCACGGGUUGCUGUCUUGUAUCGUUCAUCUGCCGAUGCUCCAGCAGUUGCUAGGGCAUUGCAGGAUGAAUUUGGAGUUAUGGUGCGGGCGUACCAAGUCGAUGUUGCCGAUUCCGCACGACUUGAAGUUGUGUACAAUCAGGUGGUGCGUGAGCUAGGGCCGAUUGGUGGCCUAGUCGCAGCGGCCGGAAUUGCCGUUAGCAAGCCUGCUGUGAACAUGACGCGGGAUGACUUCCUGCGAAUCUUCCAGACCAACACUUGGGGACCAUACAAUAGCGCUGCAUGCCUCAUGCGCCUCUGGAUACGACACAACUACCACGACGGCCGCAUUGUCAUCGUGUCCUCAAUUGGCGGACGGCGUGUAUCCCGAGGGACGUCGGUGAGCUUCUAUCAGGCUUCCAAGGCAGCAGCAAGCAUGCUCGGAAGGUCCCUUGCUCAGGAAUGGGCACGGUACGCGCGGAUCAAUGUCCUCGAUCCAGGGUACAUUGCGACUGACAUGACCAGCUCUAUGACGGCUGACGAACGCCGACGUGUGGAAAGUACUGCGUUGCUGAACCGUUUUGGCACCCCGGAUGAAGUUGCCAAUCUUGCGCUCUUCCUGCUGUCGAACCAGGCCUCGUACUGCGUCGGCACUUCAUAUGUCUGUGACGGCGGAAUCGUCCUGCAAUAG